CUGGCUUAUUGCAGCCUCCUGUUCGAAUAGUGUCACAGCCACAACCUGCACGGAGAUUAGAUCCACCAUCUAGAUUUUCAGGAAGGAAUGACAGAGGGGAUCAAGUACCUAAUAGAAAAGAUGACCGAAGUCGUGAAAGGGACAGAGAACGACGCAGAUCCCGAGAGAGAUCACCUCAGAGGAAACGUUCCCGGGAGAGGUCACCCCGGAGAGAAAGAGAGCGAUCCCCUCGGAGAGUUCGUCGUGUUGUUCCACGCUACACAGUACAGUUUUCGAAGUUUUCUUUGGAUUGUCCCAGUUGUGACAUGAUGGAACUAAGGCGCCGUUAUCAGAAUUUAUAUAUUCCUAGUGACUUUUUUGAUGCUCAGUUUACAUGGGUGGAUGCUUUCCCUUUGUCAAGACCAUUUCAACUGGGAAAUUACUGCAAUUUUUAUGUGAUGCACAGAGAAGUAGAGUCCUUAGAAAAAAAUAUGGCUGUUCUUGAUGCACCUGAUGCUGACCACCUGUACAGUGCAAAGGUAAUGCUGAUGGCUAGCCCUAGUAUGGAAGAUUUGUAUCAUAAGUCAUGUGCUCUUGCUGAAGACCCCCAAGAACUUCGUGAUGGAUUUCAGCAUCCUGCUAGACUUGUUAAGUUUCUAGUGGGCAUGAAAGGCAAGGAUGAAGCCAUGGCUAUUGGAGGCCAUUGGUCUCCUUCGCUGGAUGGACCAAACCCAGAAAAAGACCCCUCUGUGUUGAUUAAGACUGCCAUUCGUUGUUGUAAGGCUCUGACAGGCAUUGAUCUAAGUGUAUGCACACAAUGGUACCGUUUUGCAGAGAUUCGCUACCAUCGCCCUGAGGAGACCCACAAGGGGCGUACAGUUCCAGCUCAUGUGGAGACAGUGGUUUUAUUUUUCCCGGAUGUUUGGCAUUGCCUUCCCACCCGCUCAGAGUGGGAAACCCUCUCCCGAGGAUACAAGCAGCAGCUGAUCGAGAAGCUUCAGGGUGAACGCAAGAAGGCUGAUGGAGAACAGGAUGAAGAAGAGAAGGAUGAUGGUGAAGUUAAAGAAAUUUCUACUCCUACCCAUUGGUCUAAGCUUGAUCCAAAGGCAAUGAAGGUAAAUGAUCUCCGAAAAGAAUUAGAAAGUCGAGCUCUUAGUUCAAAAGGACUAAAAUCCCAGUUAAUAGCUCGCUUGACAAAACAGCUUAAAGUAGAAGAACAAAAAGAAGAGCAAAAGGAAUUAGAGAAGUCUGAAAAGGAAGAGGAAGAUGAGGAUGAUAGGAAGUCUGAGGAUGAUAAAGAGGAAGAAGAAAGAAAACGUCAAGAGGAAAUGGAACGCCAACGUCAAGAAAGAAGAUAUAUUUUGCCCGAUGAACCAGCCAUAAUUGUACAUCCAAACUGGGCUGCAAAAAGUGGCAAGUUUGAUUGCAGCAUCAUGUCUUUGAGUGUCCUUUUGGAUUAUAGAUUGGAAGAUAACAAAGAGCAUUCAUUUGAG
This is a messenger RNA of Psammomys obesus (fat sand rat), 1472 nucleotides long. Its product is annotated as cell division cycle and apoptosis regulator protein 1. The annotation marks the transcript as partial. The transcript has 9 exons. The record is from RefSeq and is a predicted model, not a curated record. Gene Ontology annotation, cellular component: nucleus. NCBI's taxonomy places the organism in Eukaryota, Metazoa, Chordata, Mammalia, Rodentia, Muridae. Gene Ontology annotation, biological process: regulation of DNA-templated transcription.